GCCCUCCCGUAUAUUGCUGGACCGGCCCUGAGCAGCUGCCUCAGCGCUCCGCGGCCUGGGACUGGCAUCAUUCUCAGCUCGCUGGAGCUGCUGCCCCAGAAGCCCCCUCCAGCAUCUCCCCCCGGGGCCCCUCUCCUCUCCCCCAUAUAGUUCCCACGUCUUCCGGGACUUUUGGACUAAUUUUUCAGGGUGAGGAGAGGACAGGCCCCGGGGGGGAGGCCUGUUACAGAAGAAGAGCUGCCGCGAGAAGCUCAAGAUGAUAGAGGCACUAGUAACAACUGAAGCUCAGAAAUUGCUGCACCAGCUGAAUGUUCUGUUGGAACAGGAGUCCAGAUGUCAGCCAAAGGUCUGUGGCUUGAGACUAAUUGAAUCUGCUCAUGAUAAUGGCCUUCGGAUGACUGCAAGACUGAGAGACUUUGAAGUGAAAGACCUUCUUAGCCUAACUCAGUUCUUUGGUUUUGACACAGAGACCUUUUCUCUAGCUGUGAAUUUACUGGACAGAUUUCUAUCCAAAAUGAAGGUACAGCCCAAACAUCUUGGGUGUGUGGGAUUAAGUUGCUUCUAUCUGGCUGUGAAAUCAACAGAGGAAGAGAGAAAUGUCCCAUUAGCCACUGAUUUGAUCCGAAUAAGCCAAUACAAAUUCACAGUUUCUGAUCUAAUGAGAAUGGAAAAGAUUGUAUUAGAGAAGGUGUGUUGGAAAGUCAAAGCUACUACUGCCUUUCAGUUUCUACAACUUUAUUAUUCACUCAUUCAUGAAAACUUACCAUUUGAAAGGAGAAAGAAUCUGAGUUUUGAAAGACUGGAAGCUCAGCUUAAGGCAUGCCACUGUAGGAUUAUGUUUUCUAAAGCAAAGCCAUCUGUAUUGGCCUUAUCUAUAAUUGCACUGGAGAUUCAAGCACAGAAAUUUAUAGAAUUAACAGAAGGAGUAGAAUGUCUUCAGAAACAUUCCAAGAUAAAUGGCAGAGAUCUGACCUUCUGGCAGGAACUUGUAGCAAAGUGCCUAACUGAAUACUCAUCAAACAAGUGUUCUAAACCAAAUGUUCAGAAGUUGAAGUGGAUUGUGUCUGGGCGUACUGCACGGCAGUUGAAGCAUAGUUAUUACAAAAUCGCUCAUCUUCCAACAAUCCCUGAAACGGGGUCUUAAUAGUAGGAUUCUCAUGGUGAAGAAAUUCGGCUAUUUUGAAGGCUCACUUCACAUCAGAAUUGUGGACUCCAGUAUUAGAAUGGAUUUAAGCUGUGAAGCCUGAAACAUAGCAACUAGGUUGGCAUUGAUGUUUUCAGACUUGAAGAGAAAACGGGCUAUAGUUGGAAAUUGAUUAUGUGUUCUGCAGUUGGAAAUGUGUUCAGGACUAAAUUAUGAUCUUCUUUGAAGCAUGUUUAUAAAAACUAAAACUCAAAUGUGAAAACUUAAUGUUAGAAUAAGGGUGGGAGACUAUACUGUGAAUUGAAAGUUAAUAUUGAUCCAAUCUAGUAGUAUCUGGAUCAUUAUAUUGAUUAUAGGUAGUAUUGAUGGCAAGGUAUGAUUGAGGUUAUUUGAAUUGUGAUACAAGUUCACAUCAAAACAGAUCAACUUCAGAAAAAUAUGAUGCACUUUAGUAUAGUCAGGGUUACUAGUCUUUGAGGCAGUAUAAACAACGUUGUUAAAGCCUUAUACAACUAGAUAAUCCAAUAUUUCUAAAGAUUUAUUUUUGUUUGGCAUAUUUAAAUUUGAUUUAUAAAAUUCUAAUACAGUUGUAGACUGAUAUGUUAAAUUUUAAAUGAUCUUCAACAUUAUCCUACGGAACAAGUGAUAUGAUAUACAAAGUUUUAUACAGAAUGAUUUUUAUCUAAAUAUCUAGCCCCUAAGGAAAAAAAAUUUAGUAUAAAAGCAACUCAGUCUACCAAUCUGAAACCUCAGCUGAGCCCUUCUAAAGCAAUGUAUGCUAACACUAACACUCCAGAACUUUUAAAUAAGGAUUAUUGUUGGUAUAAAACUGAAUUGUUAGUAUAGAGCUUUGUUUUUAGAAGCAAUACAUAAGGGGUAUGCUAUAGUUAUAAUGCUCCUGUAACAGUUCAACUUAGACUAAAGUGAGUUGUCUAUCCAGAUUCAAAUAAGUAGCAAUUUAAUAGACAAAUUAUGUGGUAGUUGGAGCAUUUAAGGCUAGUUGUAGGUUAAUGAAACUAAAUUAACAUAUAUAUAUAUAGGGUUGGGAAAGCAUAUAAUCAGUGCAAUAUAUAACUUAACUUCCACAAUAGCUCUAACUAGUUCCAAUUUCCCUUUGACAUCAUGUUGUGGAAAAAUCAAAACUGGGGGAGGGGGGGGGGAGACCUUUAAAAAGAAACCAAAGAAACACACAGUAUGUCUCAUGUCUUAUGCUUCGUUUUGUAAAGCAUUUUGCAGAUGCACUCUUCAGUUACUCCUAAACACAUGAUUCAUUGAAGAAUUUCCUUUCUAAUUCAUCAAUGCAAACUAAAGUUGGCUGAAGUAACCUAACAAAGUACCAUUAUGUUCUGGUACUAAGAAAAUGACCUUUCAAUAAAACUAUUGAAAUG
Messenger RNA from Sarcophilus harrisii (Tasmanian devil), 2532 nucleotides. RefSeq names its product cyclin G1 (gene CCNG1). Gene Ontology annotation, cellular component: cyclin-dependent protein kinase holoenzyme complex; cytoplasm; nucleus. The record is from RefSeq and is a predicted model, not a curated record. The transcript has 7 exons. Gene Ontology annotation, molecular function: cyclin-dependent protein serine/threonine kinase regulator activity. Gene Ontology annotation, biological process: mitotic cell cycle phase transition; regulation of cyclin-dependent protein serine/threonine kinase activity. NCBI's taxonomy places the organism in Eukaryota, Metazoa, Chordata, Mammalia, Dasyuromorphia, Dasyuridae. The coding region runs from base 257 to 1144 and encodes 295 amino acids.